AUGACGACCAUGGAUCGCGUCUCCCAGUUCGCCACGCAGCUGAAUCCUUUGGCAACGCCGUUGGAUAAGAUCACCCAGAAGCUUCCCGAUGAUGUGGUUAUCACUCUGGCCCUGAGGACUCCUUUGACCAAAGCAGGUCGAGGUGCUAUGAAAGAUACCUUGCUCGAUGGCCUGACCUUCAAGAUCCUAGAGCAGGUCCGAACGCGUAUGAACAUGGACCCAUCGCUCGUGGAGGACAUCUGUCUGGGCAACGUCCGUGACGGUAAAGCAUCGUACUAUUGCCGUGUCGCAGCACUCGCCGCUGGCUUCCCCUCCACCACAGCCGCCUCGUCAAGCUCGCGGUUCUGUUCGUCUGGCUUGACUGCUACCCAGCAUAUAGCGACGUCCAUAGCAACCGGAGUGAUCGAUGUUGGUAUCGCGGUAGGUGCUGAGCUGUUGAGUACACCAAUCCCUAGACUCGAUCGCGAAUUCGUGGAAGAAGUCUUGCAGAAUCAAGAUGCGAGAGACUGCAUGAUUCCAAUGGGCGGUACUUCCGAGAUUGUUGCCAAGGAGUUCAACGUAACUCGCGAAGAGCAAGACAGAUAUGCCGUGGAAUCAUAUCGACGAGCAGAGACUGCUCAGAAAGCGGGCUGGUUUGCAGAUGAAAUCGCUCCGAUCACUGUCAAGAAGGAUGGUCAAGAAGUUCUCAUAGAGCAGGAUGAGAUCCGAUGGGGCACUACCUACGACAAAAUCUCCAAACUGCCGGGCUCGUUCCAGGAGUACGGAGAUCGAAGUACCGCGGGCAACUCCAGCCAAGUAACGGAUGGCGCAGCCGCGUUAUUAUUGAUGAAGAGGUCCAAAGCGCUCGAACUGGGCCAGCCAAUCCUUGGCAAGUAUGCUGCGACAGCACUUGCAGGUCUUCCACCCCGGAUCAUGGGCAUUGGUCCUUCAUUGGCCAUUCCCAAACUGCUCAAAAAGGUGGGACUGGACUUGAAGAAAGAUGUUGAUGUCGUUGAGAUCAACGAGGCUUUCGCGUCGAUGGCUGUCUACUGUCGAGACAAACUGGACCUGAACUGGGAAGUGAUGAAUCCGCGAGGCGGAGCGAUUGCGCUGGGCCAUCCAUUUGGCAUGACUGGAGUCAGACAAAUCGUGACAGGAUUGAGCGAGUGUCGCAGGACGAAGAAGAAGAUCCUGCUCACAAGCAUGUGUCUUGGAACGGGAAUGGGAAUGGCAGGGCUGUUUGUGAACGAGCAGAACGUUUGA
Messenger RNA from Ramularia collo-cygni, 1242 nucleotides. Its product is annotated as probable 3-ketoacyl-CoA thiolase A. The record is from RefSeq and is a predicted model, not a curated record. Gene Ontology annotation, cellular component: peroxisome. Gene Ontology annotation, biological process: phenylacetate catabolic process; fatty acid beta-oxidation. The transcript has 4 exons. Lineage: Eukaryota; Fungi; Ascomycota; Dothideomycetes; Mycosphaerellales; Mycosphaerellaceae. The coding region runs from base 1 to 1242 and encodes 413 amino acids. Gene Ontology annotation, molecular function: acetyl-CoA C-acyltransferase activity.